Messenger RNA from Phaethon lepturus (White-tailed tropicbird), 753 nucleotides. It is a transcript of the gene HOGA1, whose product is annotated as 4-hydroxy-2-oxoglutarate aldolase 1. The record is from RefSeq and is a predicted model, not a curated record. The annotation marks the transcript as partial. Gene Ontology annotation, molecular function: 4-hydroxy-tetrahydrodipicolinate synthase activity; N-acetylneuraminate lyase activity. Lineage: Eukaryota; Metazoa; Chordata; Aves; Phaethontiformes; Phaethontidae. The transcript has 6 exons. Gene Ontology annotation, biological process: N-acetylneuraminate catabolic process.
GGACCCCCCGUGUCGCUCAGCACCCGCCUCACCUCGUCCCUCCGGCCUGCCCUGGCAGCUCUGUGCCAGGCAGCCCCCCGGCAGCACCGGGGGCUCAGCACCCCCCCGGGACCGGGGCACACACUUGACCUUGAGGGCAUCUUUCCACCCCUUGCCACCCCCUUCUCGCCCACACAGGAGGUGGACUAUGCCCAGCUGGAGAGGAACCUCCACCGCUACGCCAGCAUCCCCUUCCGAGGGCUGGUGGUGCUGGGGUCCAACGGGGAGUACCCCUACCUGGCAGCCCGCGAGCGGCUGGAGGUGGUGAGCUGUGUGCGCCGGGCUCUGCCCAGGGACCGCCUGCUGCUGGCCGGCUCGGGCUGUGAAUCCACCCAGGCCACCAUUGAGCUGACGGUCAGCAUGGCAGAGGCAGGGGCCGACGUGGCACUGGUUGUGACACCCUGCUAUUACCGGGGGGCCAUGACCAGCGCUGCCCUGGUCCAGCACUACACGGAGGUUGCCGAUGCAUCCCCUAUCCCCGUGGUGCUCUACAGCGUCCCUGCCAACACCGGCCUGGACCUGCCCCUGGAGGCUGUCCUCGCCUUGGCUCAGCACCCCAACAUUGUCGGGAUCAAGGACAGCGGUGGGGAUGUGACCCGCAUGGGGCUGAUGGUCCACAAGACGCAGCAGGAGGAUUUCCAGGUGCUGGCAGGAUCGGCUGGCUUCCUGCUGGCAAGCUACGCCCUGGGUGCCUCUGGGGGUGUCUGCGCUCUC